CCAGCGUCGUCAUUCAAAGUCGCAUUUUGUUUUCUUAGCAAAUCCGGCCCGAAGAAUCAAUCCGCAAAGCUCGCGAGAGCCAACAGGAAAUAUGUGCAAGCACAUCUUGAACGCCCAGGUCUCCAUCCGGUCGCCAUGCUGCCGGAAAUGGUUUGACUGCGCCGACUGCCACCUGGAGCAGGAGAAGCACGAACUCCGCAAGACGGUCGACAUGACCUUCGCCUGCAAGAAAUGCAAAAAGUGUUUCCGCAAGGAUGCGACAGAGUUUGAGGAGGCCGACGAGUACUGCCCGCACUGCGACAACCACUUCGUCCUCGAUGCCCUCACUCCCAAGGCCGCCAUCUCGGUCGAGGGCGAGGAUGCCAGAAUGGACAACCGGAUGCUGAGGGACGACCGCGUCAAGGAGCCCAAGCAGAGGACAAUAUUCGAUCCUGAGGACGAUGCGGACAAACUGGGCUGAUGACAGACGAGAUCCUCGAGUGGUUGGCACCAAGGAACAUGUGUGCAGGUACCAAGACGGGAGCACGAUGCUCAAAUGGAUUG
Gaeumannomyces tritici R3-111a-1 is the source of this 543-nucleotide messenger RNA. RefSeq names its product zinc finger protein. Lineage: Eukaryota; Fungi; Ascomycota; Sordariomycetes; Magnaporthales; Magnaporthaceae. The coding region runs from base 92 to 460 and encodes 122 amino acids. The record is from RefSeq and is a predicted model, not a curated record. Gene Ontology annotation, molecular function: zinc ion binding. Gene Ontology annotation, cellular component: mitochondrial intermembrane space. The transcript is spliced from 3 exons. Gene Ontology annotation, biological process: protein import into mitochondrial intermembrane space.